This is a messenger RNA of Rubroshorea leprosula, 1704 nucleotides long. The record is from the annotation of a GenBank genome assembly. Lineage: Eukaryota; Viridiplantae; Streptophyta; Magnoliopsida; Malvales; Dipterocarpaceae.
CCUCAGUUCCUCAUUCUUUCUAGUUUCUGCGAUCGAUCGGAGAGAUGGCGACCCCUAUGAUGGAAGAUUCCGAAGACGAUCAGCUCGCCUCCAAGACCACCGACGAGAUUCUAAGAGCUUCCCGUCUUCUCGAUACCGACAUUCGCGUCCUCAAGGAAGAGUUGCAGAGGACAAAUCUUGAGCUUGAGUCAUACAAGGAGAAGAUAAAGGAGAAUCAGGAAAAGAUUAAGCUUAACAAGCAGUUGCCCUACUUGGUGGGCAACAUUGUUGAGAUUUUGGAGAUGAAUCCGGAGGAUGAAGCUGAGGAAGAUGGUGCUAAUAUUGAUCUUGACUCACAGAGGAAGGGUAAAUGUGUUGUACUGAAAACAUCUACCCGUCAGACCAUCUUUUUACCUGUGGUUGGGUUGGUUGAUCCUGAUAAGUUGAAACCUGGUGAUUUGGUUGGUGUCAAUAAGGAUAGCUACCUGAUAUUGGACACCCUGCCAUCAGAGUAUGAUUCCCGGGUUAAGGCAAUGGAGGUUGAUGAGAAACCAACUGAGGACUACAAUGACAUUGGUGGGCUGGAGAAGCAGAUCCAAGAGCUAGUUGAGGCCAUUGUGUUGCCCAUGACACACAAAGAGAGGUUUCAGAAGUUGGGCAUUCGUCCGCCCAAGGGGGUGCUUUUAUAUGGACCUCCUGGGACUGGGAAAACAUUGAUGGCCCGUGCUUGUGCUGCACAAACAAAUGCUACCUUUCUUAAGCUGGCAGGACCACAACUGGUGCAGAUGUUCAUCGGAGAUGGAGCAAAACUUGUUCGUGAUGCCUUUCAGCUUGCCAAAGAGAAAUCUCCCUGCAUUAUUUUUAUAGAUGAAAUUGAUGCAAUUGGAACAAAGCGGUUUGAUAGUGAAGUAAGUGGAGAUAGGGAGGUGCAGCGUACAAUGUUGGAAUUGCUCAAUCAGCUUGAUGGUUUUAGCAGUGAUGAACGUAUUAAGGUGAUAGCAGCAACUAACCGUGCUGAUAUCCUGGAUCCUGCACUCAUGCGAUCUGGUCGAUUGGAUCGCAAAAUUGAAUUUCCACAUCCUACUGAGGAAGCAAGGGCUCGAAUCUUACAGAUUCACUCAAGGAAGAUGAAUGUUCACCCGGAUGUCAAUUUUGAAGAACUGGCUCGGUCUACGGAUGAUUUUAAUGGAGCACAACUAAAAGCUGUUUGUGUGGAGGCAGGCAUGCUAGCCCUACGCCGUGAUGCAACGGAGGUUAACCACGAGGAUUUUAAUGAAGGUAUCAUUCAAGUUCAGGCUAAGAAGAAAGCAAGCUUGAAUUACUAUGCAUAGACUGCGAUGUUGUUGUUACGGAUACUGUCAUACUGUGUGAAGUAGUAUCAAUUGCCGGGUACAUUGGUUGACGCAUGUACCUUACUCGAAUUCAUGAAUUUGUAUUUUUACUAUUACAAUUAAAUUUAUUUUGUUUCAAACCUGCUUAUUAUAUAUUGCCUUUGCCCGUACUUGAAAUUACCUUGAGGUUUUCUGGGUUCUUCAAUUUCAGUGGUUUUGACUUUGGAUGCUGUAUUAACUGUUCUGUCGCGUCAGAUUGUGCGCUACUCAAUUAUGAGAUAAUCGUGAUCGAAUCCAUUUUACCGUCUUUGUCAAUUGUCAAGUCAAUGCCACUAGUGUAGUACACAAAAAUGGUAAUGCGAAAUAUCAUUUGCAUUAAAUUUUUUUUUUUUUU